AUGCGUCCAUCCAUCAAAGGCGUUUUAUUAGCAGUUACUGGCAUAGCCUCGGGACAGUUUGUAGUUCCACCCACAGACCUCAAGACAGUAAACACGACGACUGGCAUACAAGUCCGAUUCAAGGAGGUCCCAAAUGGGAUCUGCGAAACCAAUGCCAACGUCAAGAGCUUCGCCGGGUAUGUGGAUGUCAGUGAGACGCAGCACAUGUACUUUUGGAUGUUCGAGGCCAGAAAUGGGAACCCAACUGCUGCACCGCUGACAGUCAGACUCGAUGGGGGGCCGGGAGCGUCGUCGAUGAACGGCCUGUUCAGUGAGAUGGGCCCAUGUUCUAUCGAUGCGGCGGGAAAGGUCAUCAACAAUCCACUGUCAUUCACACAGAAUAGUAAUGUCGUCUUUAUAGACCAGCCGGCCACUGUGGGCUUCUCUUUCACCACCCUGACGAAGGCUUCUCAGAACCCCAACACCUUUGUCAUCACACCCACGGACAGUUGCACCACCGCCGACCCAGGCUGUGGGACCUUCUCGUCUCCUGAUCUCACAUUGACAUCAAACUCGACUGUGGAUGCUGCAGCCGUAUUCUACAAGACUAUGCAGGGUUUCAUGGGUGCGUUCCCUCAAUACAGCGCCAACGGAGUCCACAUAAAUGGUCAGUCCUACGGCGGGCACUAUGUCCCUGUCUUUGCAGAUCAUAUCGUCCAACAGAACAAGCAGAACAACAAAGGCGCAAUUCAGAUCCCUCUUAAGUCCGUUACAGUAGAGGAUGGCUUCUUCGAUACACGCGUGCAGUUCGCAGCGUACUUCAACUACACCGUCACACCAGGCAAUCCGUAUGAUCUGGCUCCAUACAACGAAACAGCCCAGGCUCAACUAUUCAACAAUAUCUGGGGCCCUAAUGGAUGCCAACAACAACAGGCAGCCUGCAACGCCGACCCACCACCGGCAAACAUCAACGAGGUCUGCUCAGCAGCCGAUGACUUUUGUGUGGCAAAUGUUGAGCAGUUCUUCGACGUCAACGCACUGCGCUCAGAGGACGACAUCCGCCAGCUGCUCCCAAGCCCCUUCCCACCCAUGUUCUACGUCGCAUACCUCAACCAGGCCUCAGUCCAAGCUGCCAUCGGCGCGUCCACAAACUUUACUCCGGCCUCCGUCCAGGUCGGCACCGCCUUCGCCGGCACAGGCGACGACUCGCGGACGGGCAAGCUUGUCACGGACUCCACGUCGCGGCUCCUCAGCGAGGGUGUGACGGUGGCGUUUUUCACGGGCGAUGCCGACUACGACAGCAACAUGAUUGGCGCUCAGAUGGUGGCCAACAAUGUUGCGGCGCAGACACCUGAGGUGGCGGCGGCGUGGGCGCAGGCCGGUUUUGUCAACAUGUCCGCCUUGCUCGACGGGCAGAUCCCCGGCCAGACGAGGCAGGCGGACCACUUCAGCUUCACGAGGGUGUUUUUCGCGGGACAUUUCUCGGCGUUUAAUGCGCCCGAUGCGGCGUUGCUGAUCCAGCAGCGUGCUACGGCCGGAACGGACAUCGCGACGGGGAUGACGCCUAUGGUCAAAGGUGGGAACAUGAUCACGAAAGGUACGCCGACGAGUGAGUUCCGCGAGGGGCCCGGGACCAUCCAAAAUGUGGUCACGCCGCCGGGAGCUAUUUACAACACACUGACGCACGUACCUGAUUUACCUGUUGGGGCCCAGACUGCGGGCAAGGUUGUUGCUGGUGCGGGCGACGGUGGGUCUGUGGCCCUCCACCCGUUCGCAACUAUGACGAGCAGGAAGAUGAACAGGGUGCUGGCGGCGCAACGACAGCAGAAGAGGAGGAGAAGUUUGGAGGAAAUUACCAGGCGAGCCCUUUAG
Diaporthe batatas is the source of this 1851-nucleotide messenger RNA. RefSeq lists its product as uncharacterized. Gene Ontology annotation, biological process: proteolysis. The record is from RefSeq and is a predicted model, not a curated record. Bases 1 to 1851 code for a protein of 616 amino acids. Lineage: Eukaryota; Fungi; Ascomycota; Sordariomycetes; Diaporthales; Diaporthaceae. Gene Ontology annotation, cellular component: fungal-type vacuole. Gene Ontology annotation, molecular function: serine-type carboxypeptidase activity. The transcript has 2 exons.